CUGGACAAGGGGGACGUGACCGCGCUCAGCCUGCCCUCCACCGCCGGGCACGGUGACACCGAUGGCACCGUCUGCCUGGACGUCCCCGAUGGCACCCCUGACCCUCACAGGACGAAAGUCGCCAUCGAGCACCUGCACCAGAAGAUCCUCAAGAUCACCGAGCAGAUCAAGAUCGAGCAGGAGGCUCGGGAUGACAACGUGGCCGAGUACCUGAAGCUGGCCAACAACGCGGACAAGCAGCAAGCCUCCCGCAUCAAGCAGGUUUUCGAGAAGAAGAACCAGAAGUCGGCACAGACCAUCGCGCAGCUGCACAAGAAGCUGGAGCACUACCACAAGAAGCUGAAGGAGAUCGAGCAGAACGGCCCUUCCCGACAGCCCAAGGAUGUCUUCCGGGACAUGCAUCAGGGUCUCAAGGACGUGGGUGCCAACGUUCGCUCCAGCAUCAGCGGCUUUGGUGGCGGCGUGGUGGAGGGUGUCAAGGGAGGGCUCUCGGGUCUGUCCCAGGCCACCCACACUGCCGUGGUCUCCAAGCCCCGGGAGUUUGCCAGCCUUAUCCGGAACAAGUUUGGCAGCGCGGACAACAUCGCCCAUCUGAAGGACACGUUGGAUGAUGGGCACCCGGAGGAGGCUUCGCGGGCUCUCAGCGGCAGUGCCACCCUGUCCAACCCGCUGGACAGCCACCACAAUAACUUUGACACCAUCCUGGAGGAGCUCCGGGAGAUCAAAGACAGCCAGUCGCACCUGGAGGACUCCAUGGAGGACCUCAAGGCCCAGCUGCAGCGGGAUUACACCUACAUGACGCAAUGCUUGCAAGAGGAGCGGUACAGGUACGAGCGCCUGGAGGAGCAGCUGAACGAUCUCACCGAGCUGCACCAGAACGAAAUGACCAACCUGAAGCAGGAGCUGGCCAGCAUGGAAGAGAAGGUGGCCUACCAGUCCUACGAGAGGGCACGGGACAUCCAGGAGGCCGUGGAGUCCUGCCUGACGCGGGUGACCAAGCUGGAGCUGCAGCAGCAGCAGCAGCAAGUGGUGCAGCUGGAAGGGGUGGAGAACGCCAACGCCCGGGCACUGCUGGGCAAGUUCAUCAACGUCAUCCUGGCCCUGAUGGCCGUGCUGCUCGUCUUCGUCUCCACCAUCGCCAACUUCAUCACCCCACUCAUGAAGACCCGCAUGCGCAUCCUCAGCACCGCCCUGCUCGUCCUCUUCCUCUUCUUCCUCUGGAAACACUGGGACUCCAUCACCUACUUUCUGGAGCACGUCCUGCUCCCCAGCUGAUCCGCAGCCCGGCCGCUGCGGCCCCGGGGGCUUUCCAUUUCCUGCAGAGGAGAGGGCCGGGGGGACGGUGGUCCAAAGCCUUCGGGUUGUUUCUUCACACGCUCGGUUCAGUUGCUUUCC
Messenger RNA from Cariama cristata (Red-legged seriema), 1395 nucleotides. RefSeq names its product transmembrane and coiled-coil domain family 2 (gene TMCC2). Gene Ontology annotation, biological process: amyloid precursor protein metabolic process. The record is from RefSeq and is a predicted model, not a curated record. The annotation marks the transcript as partial. The transcript is spliced from 4 exons. NCBI's taxonomy places the organism in Eukaryota, Metazoa, Chordata, Aves, Cariamiformes, Cariamidae. Gene Ontology annotation, cellular component: endomembrane system.